Cervus elaphus (red deer) is the source of this 5894-nucleotide messenger RNA. RefSeq names its product XK related 5 (gene XKR5). The record is from RefSeq and is a predicted model, not a curated record. Gene Ontology annotation, cellular component: plasma membrane. NCBI's taxonomy places the organism in Eukaryota, Metazoa, Chordata, Mammalia, Artiodactyla, Cervidae. Bases 1192 to 2901 code for a protein of 569 amino acids. The transcript is spliced from 7 exons. Gene Ontology annotation, biological process: apoptotic process involved in development; phosphatidylserine exposure on apoptotic cell surface; engulfment of apoptotic cell.
CGGGGCAGGCCAUGCUCGCCCCUCCGACCCACCCUGACGCCCGGGGACCCUCAGCCGCGCCCCGCCACGGCGGCGGCCUGCACCCCAGCACUGCGCGCCAGUGCUAGCCCGGGGCACCCCGCACCCCAGCCCAGCCCCUCGGGGAUCCCUGAGAACGCGUGACCCUCCCGGGGAGGCGUAAAUCCCCCGGAGGAUGCAUGGACCCCCACCCCGCUGCAUGCAUGGUCCUCCCGGUGCCUGAGACCCCUCCCCUGAGGAUGCACAAUCCUCCCCCCGACCCUCCACCCCUCGUCCCCAGCGGACGGGCGAUCCUCGCUGGGAGUCUGGGAACGUUUGACCCCCGCUUCCCUCCAGAAGGCCUCUCGGUGCUGCGGGGCAGGGCCGCUGCACGCGGGCAUGGCGCGCUCUGCUCGCCCCUGCCCGCUCCCUCUCCCGCUUGGGGUCCGGGCGGCGUGGGGAGCGGCUUGGGGCCGGAUUGGGGUGGGACCGAGCUCGACAUCCGCGGAGCUCUGGAGGACAGUUCACCUCCUGGCCGGAGGCGGCCGGUUGGGGACCCCCAGGCCGACUGCUGAGCGCGGUCCCCCAGCCGCGGCGGAGCGAGCGCGGGGAGCGCUUUCGCGCCUUUCCAGUUUGAACGCGUAACUCCUUCGGUGCCGGCGCCGAGACCUCCGCCGCUCCCUGCAGCCGCUUCUUCCUCCGCGGGGUCCCCCCGGAUGGCGGAUGCGGAGUGGAUUUGAUGGGGCUCCAGCUUCGAGACACCCAGGGUUCCUCGCCCCUCCCCAGCUCGCUCCAUUUUUGAGUGCCGGGCCAAGAACUUGACCCCUGGGAUCCAGUUGUCCGCGCCCCCCCCCGCCCCUUUUUUUAGCGGGGCCCUUAUGAACUGGGGUCCGUGCAGUUCCCCUGAGGUUUCUAAGGUGCACAGAGGAGGCGCCAGGCUGAGAUCCGCCCCUAAACUUCCGCCCGGGGCCAGCACCCCCGCUGAGCGGGGCUUACGGCCUCUGCGCUGUGGUUUACUACUUCACCACAGGCCGGCUCCUCUGCGCCUGGCUGGUCCUGUCAGUGCUACUGCUCGGCUUCUUGGUCCAGGGCCUGAGCUAUCUCUGGUUCCGAGAAGAUGGACGUCAAGGUGGCUGCUUGCUGCUGGUCCUGCACCUCCUCCAGCUCGGCGUGUGGAAGCGGCACUGGGAUGCCAUGUCCGCCGGCCUCCGGAAGGAAGGGCAGGCCGCCCCCCAGGCCCAGCUGCUGCUGCAGGAGGCGGACCUGGCGGCCCUGCGCCUCCUCGAAGCCCUGCUUCAGGUCGGGCCCCACCUGCUGGUCCAAACAUACGUUUUCCUCGCCUCUGACUUCACUGCUCCUCUGCCAGGGGUGAGUGCCCUGUGCUCCUGGACCACGCUCUCCUGGGCCCUGGUGUGCUACGCCCGUUCCCUGCGCUCCGUGAAGCCGGACCACACCUCCACGCCCUGGAUGGCCCUCGGCUGCCAGCAGCUCUGGAGGAUGGGCAUGAUUGGGGCUCGCGUCCUCAGCCUGGUUCUCUUCUUCUGGGCUUACCGCGUCUGGGUGCUGGUUGUCGCAGGUGCCCACUGGCUGGUGAUGACCUUCUGGCUCGUGGCUCAGCAGAGUGACAUCGUGGACAGCACCUGCCGCUGGAGGCUCUUCAACCUGCUCGUGGGGGCCGUGUUCAUCCUCUGCUACCUCAACCUCUGGGACAGCCCCUCCAGAAACAGGAUGGCAGCGUUCUACACGGUGAUGCUGCUCGAAAAUAUCAUCCUCGUGCUGCUGGCGACGGACUUUCUCCAGGGGGCCUCGUGGACCAGCCUGGGGGCUGUCGCAGGCGUCUUGUCUGGAUUUCUGAUCGGCACUGUCUCGCUGGUCAUUUACUACAGCUUGCUGCAUCCGAAAUCCACAGACAUCUGGCAGGGCUGUGUACACACGUCCUGUGACCCUACAGAGGGUGAUAAAGCAGAAGAAGACUCUUCUCCACAAGCCCCAGGCCCAGCCAGGGAGGGACCGGACAGCCUGGGGACCUGCCCAGAGGAAAGCGAUGAGCUCUCAAGCCUGGGGAAGCCCCCCAGCCCACAGUGGGCGCCCCCAGAGGCUGGGCUGGAAAGCCAGACAGCAGGGGAGGCCUCUUUCUUCAGCCACCACCACUGGCUGCUGGUGAAGCUGGCUCUGAAGACAGGGAACGUGUCAAAGAUCAACGCAGUCUUUGGAGAAGACGGCCUGGCCUGCUUUUCCUCCCCUGAGUGGGGGUUGAGCCAACACCACAGCAGGCAGAGGACGCCCCCACCCCCGCUGCAGGAGCCCCCUUCAUCACCCGAGGACCCUCUAACCUCAGAGGAAGGCUCUGAGUUUCCAGCGGUCCCCAAGGCAGAGGUUGAUGAGACCUCAAGUUACCUGUCUUUUGCCAGCGCGAGUCCUGACCCAGCUCCAGCCCAGCAGCUGUCAGCUGCAGGCCAGGAGGGCGGCUCAGAGGAGGGAGCUGGGGCUGCCCUGGGGGCGAGGGGUGCAGGGGGGCCCCCGGGGGGCGGGGGCGGGCAGGCCGGCUCCACGCUGUACUUCAGCGCCACCGCCGAAGGGGCGCUCCCCUCCCCCGGGGAGCCGACGCCCCUCUCCGGGACGGGGCUGGGGUCGGGCAGCCCAGCCCAGCCAGCCCCCGAGCGCUUUCCCCUCAGCGUGGCCGACAUCAGUCCCAUCUUGGGCCCCGGAGGACGCUGGCAGCCCGGCGGCCAGGCCCGGAACGGCUCGGGGCUGCGGGGGCAGCGGGAGUCCCCGCGUCGCCCCGUCGCGGCUGGUACCCAGAGGCUGCUGCCCGAGGUGGGCCCCAGGCCCGCGGACGCGCCCUGCCUCACGUCCACCCCCAAGUGCACGCCCCCGGGGACUGCGGCCGCAGGGCGAGGCUGACGGCCGAGGUGGGUUUCCUCCGCUGAGCACGCCAGUGGGUGACCCACGCUGGUCACUUGGGGGGGACUUCCGACACCGCCACCCCUGACUGUGUCAUAGCCGCUCUGGACCUCUAUCCGCUCAGCCGGAAAACGAGGGAACCGGAUUACAUUGUUUCUAAGGUCCCCUGCAAGCACCACAGGCCACACAUUCGCAUAGGAGUCCUCUAACACUGAGAGGGAGGCUAGAUAAAGCCUCCUUCACAAUCGCCUGCUUCUGGAUAGCCAUUCCCUCCUCCAGGGGAUCUUCCCUGACCCAGAGAUCCAACCUGACUCUCCUGCAUUGCAGGCAGAUUCCUUACCCUGAGCCAUCAGGGAAGCCCCUGACAAACUCUAUGAUCCUUCCUGUGGCUUCCCCAGUAAACUCAAGGGUAAAACCCAGAGUCCUAUUUUAUUCUUCUGUUAAUAACACUUAAGUGGUUAUUAAUCACUCUUCUUUUAAAUGUAUUUUAGCUGCAUUAUUUUAUGAAAUCCCUUGGAAGCCUCAGGACACCUCAGGCCUCUGUCCCGUAGACGGAGAGUCAGAGAAAAACCAGAGCUGGACAGAGUUGAAAUGGCGAAAACAGAUUUUAUUCAGGAGCUGUUGCCAUAGGGGAAGAGGCCUCCGUGUAAAACUGGCUCAACUCUGAACUCAGUGUGGACAAGUGGGGUUUACAGCUGAGGAGCAGGUGGGGCUUAGUGGGUGGAAAAUUGUGAAGAGGAAACAUCGGGCUUAGAGGGCUUCUGGCUAAACCAGUGUAACAGGAUGUGUGCUGAAGGCAGGCCAGGGAGGUCAGAUAUCCUCCCUGGGCCAGAGGAUCUGGUGAAUGAGGAGCCCGAUUGGGUAUGGAAGGUGAUUGGAUAUUGAGGGUGUGGGCUUCUGGUUAGGUUGACUUAGCAGGAUUCGUGCUAAAACGGGACAAUGCAGAGAGGAACACAGCAGAGGAUGUGGCUGGAAAGUUCGGGGGAGCCUGAGCAGUUUGGUCAAAGAGAAUCUGUCGGGAGGAUGCGGAGAACAGCAUCAGUGGCUCCACCGGGACCUCUGGCCUUUCCCCUCCACAUUGAAGGCUCAGCAAGAACUGGAUGCUCUGUGUGAUCUUGAGAAAGCGGUCACUGGAGGGAGAUCCUCCUUGUCUGGAUCUCCGUGGGCGGGACGCGCAGAGCCCGAGUGUGACUUUUGGAGAUGGCACUGCAUGUGUCCUCAGGGGAGGACCUCCGGGAGCCAGCUGAGCUUGAGCCAGCAGGUUCCAGACUCCUCACGGUGACAGGGAAUGAGGACGAGUCUGAGGAGGCACCGAGGCUGGGGCCGUGAUGCGGGGAUUUGGAAGGACCUCGGGGAGCUGGUGCUGCUCCGGUUUGGGUGCAGUUCUGUGACCCGGCCCCUCCGUCACGCUCACCUGCAGAGGCUAGACCCGACUGGGAAGGAUGCCACACUUGAAAACUGGGCCAGCCUUUGCCCCUUUGGGUAGAAGGGGUGGAUCCUGCGAGACGCGCAGUGACGUUGCUUUUUCUCUAUCGCCAUCUCCAGGUGGCCUCUCUGAAGCUGAUAACUUGUGAGACCCUGUGAAUGACAGAACUCAUGGCCCAGCUGGGAGCAUCUGAUGAGCUCCCAAAUUCAGGACGCUGCUGUCUGCUCCCUGGGAAUAUCAGUGGUCGCUGCACUGUUUGUUAGGCUAAGUCUCACGUAUUGGAUAUAUUCUGUUGAUGUUCCUGCUUCAGUGAGUGGCCAUCACCCAGAACCUUGAAAGUACAGGCUGCCCCCGGAUAUUUGCUUGAGGGCGUUUAUCUCGGAUCUGCUGUCCCACCUGCUUUUCUUGUUUCUUUUAAUCCUACCUCACUCCCUUCUCCCUUGAAGCUGUGUAGGAAGCAACGCAAGGACUUACAGUAUCGCCUGCUACCGAUUGCCCGCACGUCCCACCAAAGGAGGGAAAGCGGGCUCGGCAGAGGCUGAGGAACUCAGGCUUGGUCUCCACGAAUGUUUCUCUGAUGGCCGUCCGCUCCUUGCAACAGGCUGUUUUCUUCAGCUGUUUGCCUGGUGAGGCCUGGCUGGCGGACAGCUUAUAGCAAGCAGUGAACACCCCUUAGUGGAAUUAAAUUCUAGAUUUUUCUGAAGGACUAGAGAUUGUGCCUGUCAUAAGCAAAGCCUCUGAAUAACCGUUUGGGGAGUGGGUUUUGGUGAAAGCAGUUGCACGUGCCUGCCUUUAUCGCUGAGGCCCCCGCUCUUCUGGAGCACAGGUGGUCUCUGUCACGUUCACAGGGGGAUCAACCGUCUGAUAAGGGGGUGGUGUGCAGCGUUCUAGUUGGAGUCCCGGGAACAAGAGCACCCUAGCUUGCAGGAGGAGGGGGUUGCACCAGCCCCAGGAGGGUCCUCUUGCUGCAGUGGAGCCCUGGGUAUGCUAUGCCAUUGGUGUUGGUAAGGACCAAUGCCAACCCACAGCGAGCAGGCUGGAGCAGGCCACAGAGAUGAAUGCCCCGGGCCCGCUCUCCACCACCACUGCCAGAAAGGGAAGGCAGAGGACGCGAACUCUCCAAAAGUGGGCGCCCCAGCCCAGUGGCUUGGGAGGCCAGCCUGGGGCGGGAGGUGCUGAAAGUAACUGCCCGGUUCCCCCCAGCAGUGCUCUCAGCUUCUUUCACAAACUGUAGCACGCUUGCCUCUAAACCAGUCGCUCCUAAGCAGGGACGUGGCCGUUUUAAAUGUGUCCUGUUUCUCUGUCUCGAAGCUGGACCUCAGAGCUAUAGAAUCUACAACAGCAGAAACAACGCACAUCCACCAAAGGCUCUGAGCUUACAGAAACAGCUUCUACUCCUACCCCAAAACCUCAGCAUUUAUAACCCCAAAGAUGGGUUUAAUACUUGUGUCCCAAGCUGUCUGGUUUUAGAAGUCAAAAGGAGGUUUGACAAGUGUUUCUUCUCGCCCCUGUUCAGAGGUCCCUCAUGUUUUGGAAUCUUAUGUUGGCCAUUUUCUUUAAGAUUUUC